AUGGGUAUUCAAAAGAAACAUGGUAAAGGUCGUCUCGAUAAAUGGUAUAAACUUGCCAAGGAGAAAGGAUACAGAGCCAGAGCUGCGUUCAAAUUGAUUCAAUUGAAUAAAAAAUAUGGCUUCUUGGAGAAGAGUAAAGUUCUGCUGGAUCUUUGCGCUGCGCCUGGAUCAUGGUGCCAAGUCGCUGCAGAGACUAUGCCAGUGAGCAGUUUGAUCGUUGGUGUAGAUCUCUCUCCCAUCAAGCCAAUUCCUCGAGUUAUUACGUUCCAGAGUGAUAUUACGACGGAGAAAUGUCGCGCGACUAUUCGUACACAUUUCAAAUCCUGGAAGGCAGACACAGUGUUGCACGACGGAGCUCCAAACGUUGGUACUGCUUGGGUCCAAGAUUCCUUCAACCAAGCGGAGUUAGCCCUUCAAUCGUUGAAGCUUGCAACGGAAUUCCUCGCGCCAGGAGGUACUUUUGUCACAAAGGUUUUCAGGUCCAAAGAUUACAAUAGUCUGCUCUGGGUUUUCAAUCAAUUGUUCACCAAGGUCGAAGCAACGAAGCCUCCCUCGUCCAGGAAUGUUUCCGCGGAAAUUUUCGUUGUGUGUCAAGGGUUCAAGGCGCCAAAGCAUCUUGAUCCCAAAUUUGUCGACCCUCGACAUGUUUUCGCAGAACUCUCCGAUCCCACACCCAACAACGAGGCCAAGGUUUUCAACCCCGAAAUCAAGAAGAGGAAGAGAGAUGGUUACGAAGAUGACAAUAUGACACAAUUCAAGGAAAUUCCAGCUAGCGAGUUCAUACAAACAACCGAUCCAAUUGCUAUUCUUGGUAGCAUGAAUCGACUGAGCUUUGUGCAACCACCAAAUGGAGAUGUAGCUCUAGCUGCACUGGAUAAAUUACCAGAAACAACGGAUGAAAUUCGUAACGAUUGUGCAGACUUAAGAGUGCUUGGAAGAAAGGAGUUUAGAAACCUUUUGAAAUGGGGUCUGAAAGUACGGGAAAAGUUUGGUUUUACCACCCUCAACGCCGCAAAGGCGGAGACGGAAGAGGUAGCUGAGUAG
Molecule: messenger RNA, 1044 nt
Organism: Sclerotinia sclerotiorum 1980 UF-70
Lineage: Eukaryota; Fungi; Ascomycota; Leotiomycetes; Helotiales; Sclerotiniaceae
Exons: 2
Coding region: 1-1044 (347 amino acids)
Biological process (GO): rRNA methylation; maturation of LSU-rRNA from tricistronic rRNA transcript (SSU-rRNA, 5.8S rRNA, LSU-rRNA); maturation of 5.8S rRNA from tricistronic rRNA transcript (SSU-rRNA, 5.8S rRNA, LSU-rRNA)
Cellular component (GO): preribosome, large subunit precursor; nucleolus
Molecular function (GO): rRNA (uridine-2'-O-ribose)-methyltransferase activity; rRNA (guanine) methyltransferase activity
Source: RefSeq, a predicted model, not a curated record